AUGCGGAAGAAGGAGAUGCGAGAGCAGCCAAACGGGAGCCUCUUUCAGUACGUGGAAGUCCGAGGAAGAGGUAGAUUCAAGCCGGUCGGCUGCCGAGAGUCCCAGACACUGAAGCCCCAAAGACUGAAGAACUGGCAGGAGAUCAGGUCCAAGCAGAUGAAGGAAGGCAGGAUAAUCCAGAGGGCGAAGCCAAAACUGGUGUCGAAGAGGUUCACAGGGGUCCCAGCCAGAAGAUCAGAGAUCAGAAGAGUAACCGAAGGGAAAACCUGUUCGGUGUCAGGAAGCAGUUCCAAGUUCGGUGUGGAUCAUACAAACUUGGACUUGAAGAAAAACUUUGAGGCCCUCGCCAGCUAUGACCUGCGUGCCUCUCAUGGUCUGUCUCAUGAUCCGAUGCCUGUCAGAGAUGAGGAGAACAGUCACGGUACCCGUUGCGCAGGAGAAAUCGCCAUGGAGGCCAACAACUCCUACUGUGGUGUGGGCAUCGCCUUCAAUGCCAGGAUAGGAGGCAUCCGUUUGCUGGAUGGCACUGUCACAGAUGCCAUGGAGGCCUCAGCUCUGACCUAUAACAUGCACUUCAUCGACAUCUACGUCUGCAGUUGGGGCCCACGAGACAACGGGGCCGAGAUGGACGGGCCGCACCGCCUGACAGCGCAAGCCCUCCGGCUAGGAACUCACAAGGGUCGACAGGGGAAGGGCAACAUUUUUGUGUGGGCAUCAGGCAAUGGUGGAAUGCAGCAAGACCACUGUGGUGCAGAUGGGUAUGUCAACUCCAUCUACACCAUCGCUAUCGGAGCGAUCACUCAGGCCGGGAAGCCCGCCUACUUUGGUGAAUCCUGUCCUGGAGUGAUAGCAGUAACCCUGACUGGGGCCAGCAAUGGAAUCUCACUGCCUUUGGUGACUGUGACCAACAUGGGUGAUGGAUGUGUCACACGCUUCCCAGGAACCUCCAGUGCUGCUCCGAUUGCUGCGGGAAUUCUAGCUCUUGCCUUGGAAGUAAAUCCAUUGUUGACAUGGAGAGAUGUUCAACAUCUGAUCGCCAUGACAGCCAAGAUUCCAGACCCCGAGGAGCUGGGCUGGACUAUCAAUGCAGCAGGAUACCAUGUUCACCACAGGUAUGGUUUUGGAGUGCUGGAUGCUGGGCUGAUGGUGCAGCAGGCUGCGCGGUUCCACAGAGCUGCUCCACAGAGAAAGUGCAAACAAGAGGUCACAUUUAAAUCUCCCAGACUUUUCUCUGCUAGAGGUCAAGUGAGCAUCAACAUUGAAUCUGAUGCCUGCCAGGGGACAGCCAAUGAAGUCAAUACGCUGGAGCAUGUGCAGGUGAGAGUGAGCCUUACUGCACCGUGUCGAGGUGACCUGUCCAUAAGUCUGGAGUCUCCCGGUGGAACCGUUUCUCUGCUGCUGGACACUCGGCCCAAUGACGACUCGGCCGCUGGCCUGAAGAACUGGACCCUGAUGACGCUGCACUGCUGGGGAGAGCAGCCCAGAGGCCUGUGGACCCUUAAGGUGUCUGACCAUACCGGGACGGUGUGGGACUGCACGAGGCAGAGUGAAGAGAAGGUUCAAAGAGCUCUGCAUAGCAUCACACUCAUCCUGUAUGGUACCCAUCUCCCACAAAAGCAGGGGCCCCUGGACAGCAUUGUGUCCAUGGGGGGGCAUCACCCCAUCCCUCAUGGAGGGCUGUACAAGAGGGACGGUUUCCCUCCUCUGGAUCUGCUUCAGUGGGUCUACCAAAUGGAGAGAAACAGGAAAGUGAGAGCAGGCGACAUCGCGUUGCCAGCCAAGCACAAGACUUUGGGAACUACAAGAGACAGAAUGACAAACAUGACCUUCAUCAAGCACCAGACAUCGAGGAAGGCUUUAAAGCUACAACCAGCAGAUGUUCUACAGAUGUCCUCCCUAAGACGCAGACCUGUCCCUAAGAUGAAGGAGAUGGAGCGACAGAGCAGGUCCUUGUCGUCACAAAUUGUAAAGGAUUUCACCUUGAAGAAGGAGAAACUACUGGAUUCUUCUAAUCCACUUGGCGAAGCAGAAAAGCAGGAGGGUGAUGGCGGUGUGGGGGGUAGCUGAAGACACAACAUGACCCGUGGUUAAAUAAGGGCUGCUGUUUUCCUUUGUGCAGCAAACCAAUUGAUCAUUAAUCGAUGUGUGUACUGUAUUUCUGCCUCCUGACCGCCCUGUCAGCUGUGAUCAUGCUUGUGAAUGUCUAACCCAAACCCUCUCCCACCUGCCCCAAUCCUUCCCCUGUAAAAAAUAAAAAAAAA
Cyprinodon tularosa is the source of this 2261-nucleotide messenger RNA. RefSeq names its product proprotein convertase subtilisin/kexin type 4-like. The transcript is spliced from 16 exons. The record is from RefSeq and is a predicted model, not a curated record. Gene Ontology annotation, molecular function: serine-type endopeptidase activity. NCBI's taxonomy places the organism in Eukaryota, Metazoa, Chordata, Actinopteri, Cyprinodontiformes, Cyprinodontidae. The coding region runs from base 1 to 2067 and encodes 688 amino acids. Gene Ontology annotation, cellular component: trans-Golgi network; Golgi membrane. Gene Ontology annotation, biological process: peptide hormone processing.